This is a messenger RNA of Cyprinus carpio (common carp), 856 nucleotides long. RefSeq names its product protein FAM107B-like. Gene Ontology annotation, cellular component: neuron projection; synapse; stress fiber. Lineage: Eukaryota; Metazoa; Chordata; Actinopteri; Cypriniformes; Cyprinidae. The record is from RefSeq and is a predicted model, not a curated record. Gene Ontology annotation, biological process: actin filament polymerization; actin filament bundle assembly; regulation of actin cytoskeleton organization.
AAGCGGCGUACAGGUGAAGUGCGCCUCACAUGGACGGACAGCGGGAUGAAGCGGCACCUCUCUCCCUCUCUCAGGUGUCCCGUGUGUGUGUGUUGUGUGGUAAACAGAUAGCCUGCACUCGCUGCUGCUCAGAGGGGACCUCGCUCAUGGAGCGGUGACACACUUUCGUUUCCCAGCAUGCAGCAGGAGCUUUGGCUGAGGGCUCUUCUUGAUACCUGUGUGUGCAAUGAGAUCGGCCGCUUCACAAACACUCCCGACUAGACCGUCCGAACAAGAGCUCAAAAAUGCCUUAUCCAACAGCCUCGCAGGACACAACCACGUCUCCAACUCCAGCAGACCAGCACAGUCCAGAACAAAGACGCCCACAGACACUUUUGAUUCUAGUUCUGUGCAUCAUCAUGGCGAUAAUCGAGAAAAUGCAGAUAAAUGUGAUAAUGCCGAGGGCCCCUGGAACCUGAACAACCCGGUGAAAGCCUCAAGGAGCCAUCAGGAGCUUCACAAAGAGCUGUUACUGGCCCACAAAAAAGGGCUGGUGGUGUGCUGUAAGCCGGAGCUUCAGAUGGUCCUGGAGAGGAGGAAGAGAGAGCAGAGCCAGAGAGAGGAGGGAGAGCAGAGCAGGAGUCCUCUGGAGCAGGUGCUGCAGGAGCGCCAGCACAAACAUCAGGAGAUGAUGAAGAGAAGGAAGAGGAGCAGAGGUUGCAUGAGGAGGUUCAGCUCUUGGAGUUCGUCCGAGUGAGACAGAACCUGAGGAAAGUCCACACAGCUCUACAGAAAAACCUUCACACCUGAAUCUGACUAAAGGCAUGCUUCACUUGGCCAUUCAGCUUCAUUUACAAAUAAAGUACACAGUGUUUCC